Molecule: messenger RNA, 2059 nt
Organism: Amphimedon queenslandica
Lineage: Eukaryota; Metazoa; Porifera; Demospongiae; Haplosclerida; Niphatidae
Product: serine/threonine-protein phosphatase 2A 56 kDa regulatory subunit epsilon isoform-like
Exons: 12
Coding region: 240-1688 (482 amino acids)
Biological process (GO): signal transduction; protein dephosphorylation
Cellular component (GO): protein phosphatase type 2A complex; cytosol; nucleus
Molecular function (GO): protein phosphatase activator activity
Source: RefSeq, a predicted model, not a curated record
AGAGAGGCUUCCAAGUGUUUUCUCUCUCUCUCUUCUCCUUCUUAAACUCUCUCUUUAUCUCAUUAAGAGAGGGACUACAGUCUACUUGGUCCUUAGCCUGGAUAUUUAUUUCCUGUCUCCUGCUCUCUGUUCCCUAUCCAGUGAGGAGGCAGUACUCGACAACCAGCCGCUGAGAACCUUUCAUUGUUUGUGUCUGUCUCCUCCACGACCUCCCCUGCUGAGAGAGAGGAGAGAAUAAAAUGACAUCGAAAGCAUCAAAAGGUUUGGGCAAGACUCCGCCCAAGGCUGGGACCCCUCCGCUGGGGGUCCAGUCGUCAUCUCUACCUGUUCCAGACCCUUUUCGUAAAAUGUCUCACAUCAAUCGAAAGAACCAGCAGACCCAGUCGUCUUCGAGAUACAAUCUUAAGAAACCCCCGCCAGACUACAAACCACUCCCACUGUUAAAAGAUUCCAUUCAAGGAGACAGGGAGAGUCUCAUGCUCCAGAAGAUAGCCCAGUGCUGCUAUGUGUUUGAUUUCAGUGACCCAAUGGCUGACCUCAGAGCAAAGGAAAUAAAGAGAGCAGCUCUUAACGAGAUAUUAGACUAUAUCACUAAUUACAAGGAGGUUCUCUCUGAGCCACUCUACCCUGAGAUAGUUAGAAUGAUGACAACUAAUGCAUUUAGAACACUCCCCCCACUCGAGCAGGGAACCGAAUAUGAUCCUGAUGAAGACGAACCUCCAACAGAGCUAACAUGGCCUCACUUAGAACUUGUCUACGCUUUCUUCCUACGAUUUCUGGAGAGUCCAGAGAUGCAGGCUUCCAUAGCCAAGAAGUACAUAGACCAGCAGUUUGUGAUCCAGCUCCUCGAGCUAUUCGACUCCCUAGACCCAAGAGAAAGGGACUACCUCAAGACAGUCUUGCACAGGAUAUACGGGAAAUUCUUAGGUCUUAGAGCUUUCAUAAGAAAGCACAUAAAUUACAUAUUCCUGAGAUUUGUUUAUGAAACAGAAAGAUUUGCAGGUAUAGCCGAACUCUUAGAGAUAUUAGGAAGCAUAAUAAAUGGGUUUGCUUUGCCCCUGAAAGUGGAACACAAGCAAUUCCUCAUUAGGGUAUUACUACCGCUGCACAAAGCCAAAUCACUCGCCCAAUAUCAAGCACAGCUUGCCUACUGUGUUGUCCAGUUUUUAGAGAAAGAUGCAGCACUCACAGAACAGGUCCUACACGGUUUGUUUAAGUUCUGGCCCAAGACCAAUAGCUCGAAGGAGGUCAUGUACUUAGGAGAGAUAGAGGAGAUAUUGGACAUCAUUGACGCUCCACAAUUUGUUACAAUACAGGAGCCUUUGUUCAGACAGUUGGCUAAAUGUGUCUCUAGUCCACACUUUCAGGUUGCAGAGAGAGCACUCUAUUUCUGGAACAACGAGUACAUUGUUGGCCUGAUACAGGAGAACUCUGAAGUAAUAAUGCCCAUCAUGUUUGAUGCUUUAUAUCGCAUUUCCAAAGAGCAUUGGAACAAGGCCAUUGUCUCUUUGGUUUACAAUGUCCUAAAAGCAAUGACUGCAAUGAAUCCCAAGCUCUUUGACCAAUUGCUAGACUCUUACAAAGCAGAGAAACAAAAGGAACUCAAGAAAGGGAAGGAUAGGAACGAGCUCUGGAAACAGCUAGACAGGCUAAAAUUAGAACACGAUAUGAAAUUAGCAAAAAAAUGAUAGAUGUAGACCAUGCACUCUAUACACUAUUAUAUAUAAAUAUAGCAAAGCUAGUAGAUUCUUUUCUUUGCUUUUUCUCUUCUUCUCUCUCCUGUUUUCUCUCGCUCUCCGUAUUAGCUCUUGUCUCUUUCUUGUUGUCUAUGUACUACAAUCUAUGCAGCAGUUGUAACCUAUUAAAAAGCUCAUCUCAGAUUUUGUAAUUUGUAAUAUUUUGGACACGAGAGAGGAUUUAUAUUAUUCUAUUAUAAUGAUUAUUAUUAUUAUUAUUAUUAUUAUUAUUAUUAUAUUUGUUGGUGUCUACUUUUGUCAUCCCAUUAUUUGUCAAUGUGAUAUUGUUGCUUUUAGACAAGCUUUAGCAUUGACGUAAGGUG